AUGGAAGCGCCGAACGAUCUCGACCGCCGCCCACAAGCUCUAGACGCUGCCCCCGACACGGAAGGACGGAGGUUGCUACCGAUCCAAGAUGUGGACGCGGUGGAGGAGCCACGAGGACGAGCGGGACGCUCUGCUAGCCACGAUUCCGGCCGAGCUCAAGCCGGGAUGACGUUGGGUGGACGCUGUAUACGUUGGGAGGAGAAUGCGUUGGCGGCAUCUGAUACAAAUUAUUAUUUACAGUCGGAGACUGGAAGAGAUGGAGCUGGAGAAGCAGAUGAUGAAGAUGAUGCAGAAGCUGAUGAUGGAAAUGGAGAUGAGGAUGGUGGUGAUGUGAUCGAACGUCUUGACAUUGAAGAAGGAGAAGAAGAGGACGGCGAAGAGGAGGAUGGAGAAGAGGAGAGGCAGGAGAGCGAUGAGCAAACGGCUGUGGACGAGCUGCAGGCACUGUGUCGGCGGUGCUACCAUUCGUUGCCGUUCGUGGCACUUUUUGUUGUUUACAUUGCGUACGAACACGCAACUGGCAUUUUGGUGUUUGUUAUUGGCACGGUUGCAAUCAUGGGACUCGACCACCGCAUACGUGAACAGGUGGCAAUGAAGGACAAGGCGAGCGGUUGGCAUCUCUUGAGUAUCGUCACCAUGUGCGCUAUCGAUAUGGCUGUGAUCUGUUUCUUAGAUGGCGAGCCGAAUCCGCUGCAUCAUUUUUCACAAAUACUGCAGUCGACAGGUAGGACUCACGGAAGUGAUAGCGGCGGCAACCUUGUGUCAAAUGGUGUGAUUUUUUGGCAGGUGCUGUGGACGGUCAUUGUGAACGAUUUUCUGGUUCGAUUUUGGAGUAUCAUUGCAAAGGCCCUCGUAGCUGGUGCAAAGUCAGGCCGGUUCCAGUGCGAGAAAAAGUAUGGAAAUGAGGCGACAGCAAUUGCGAACGUGAGUCGUGCUGUUGCGAUCGAAGAUGAAGCUACCGACGGCACUACAGAUGAAACGCCACUUACGCGACACGCAGUUUCGGCGGUUUCCUUCAACCGAAGAAAGCGGAAGCUCUAUGGCAUUAUUGAGAUGUGCUCUAUUUUUCUGCGGUCGUUGCUGGCUAGUAUUCCUUGGUGCAGUUUCUACCAGCUCUGUGGUUCCAAGUUUAUGGCAGAUGUUUUCACCUUUGCCUAUCUCCUGAUCAAGGGCGUAGUUCUCGCAACUCAUGGCAGACGUAUAUUCGUAUUGGCACGCUCCUUGAUCAGGCUGGGGCUCGAGUUUGGGGUGUAUGUCUCGAGCGAUGAUCUGGUGGAAGCAGGGUCGCCUGACUGCUCUAUCUGCUACGAGCCCAUGAAUCAGCCUGUGAAACUCGCGUGCUCGCACAUGUUUUGCGAAGAGUGUGUGACUGAGUGGUUCGACCACGAGCGCUCGUGCCCUCUGUGUCGGGCCAGCGUGGGGACGUCGAAUUCAACGGAAGCAGAAAACGUGAAGCCCCAAUUUCUUGACGGUCGGACUAGUCUCGUGCCACAGGUUUUGUAG
Molecule: messenger RNA, 1503 nt
Organism: Peronospora matthiolae
Lineage: Eukaryota; Oomycota; Peronosporomycetes; Peronosporales; Peronosporaceae
Source: the annotation of a GenBank genome assembly